AUGGAGCUACCAGAGGAUGCUCUAUCAGAAAACCUGUACGCAUUCGCAUUGGCAAGCACACAAAUAAAGGAAUACUGUAAUCUAUGUUUGACGAAUACAACUAGGCUCAAAAAGUGCGCAGGUUGUAACGAAUUUUUCUACUGUUCACAAGAAUGUCAGAAGAAUGACUGGAAGGUUCACAAGCCCGAGUGUAAAUCUAUUCAGGAACACGGUACUCUUGCCAGUGACUCGAUGCGACUCGCUAUGAGAAUCAUUGUUCUUCUCGGCAAGAAAAAUUUCGGGCACGUCACAGCGAGCUAUAUAUCAACUGGAAGUCGAAGUUUCUUGACCCUAGUGGACCAUGGAUCCUUUCUAGACUCGGGGGCCGAGACAUUCUAUCAAGAAUAUUUGAAUUACGCUUUACCUCCUCAUCCUGAACCAGAUGUCGUAAAAUCAGUUUUCAAAAAGAUCUCUAUCAAUGGCUUCUCGGUUUCGAAUUCAAUGGGAUCCGCGAUAGGACAUGGUCUAUGUAUAAAGUUGAGUGCAGCAAAUCAUUCAUGUAAACCAUUGACCAGAGUGUGCUAUAGAAACCGUACCGCCAUGCUAGUUCCCAUAGACCCCUAUAAACCUCCAACAUCAUUAGAAGGCGCCUGCCAUUCCUACAUAGAUGAAUUACAAUCUGUGUCUGCAAGGCAAUCGGAAUUGAAGAAAAAGUACAACUUCAUUUGCAUUUGCGAAGGAUGUAUGGAUGAUGAACGAAACGAAAGUAUGGAAGCUUGGGCAUGCGGUGACUGUGCCAACGGAAAAGUCCCCAAUGUUGAAGAUGGAAGAUGUGCAUCGUGUUCAUGGAAAAUGACAAGAGAUCAUUAUGAAUUGUGUAGAACAGCGGAGGAAUCUGCGAUAGCUGCUAAACCGAAAAUAGAAAACGAAUCGAUAUCUCUGGAAACGCGAAAAGCUCUUUGCGAAAAACUCAUGGAACUCUUUGAUGAUACUCUGCACGAAUUUAAUGUUCAUCGAGUUGUACCUCAACGAUUACUAUUCUUCGCUUCACUGGCAGUUCAAGAUGUAAAUGGGGCUUCAAAACAUGGGAAAGCAUUGUUAGCUAUGAUGAUGAGAUACCAAGGAAAACAUGAUCCGAUCGUGAUGCUCAAGAAGUGGCAGAUUGCUCAAAUUUGUCAUGCCAACGGAGAAUACAAUAAAGUCGUGAAGCUUCUCGAAGAGAUAAAAGAACCUCUCAAAAAGAUCUACACUGCGGGUGCUCCGAUUUCUGUUAACAUAAGACGGUUGAUGGAGAUGGCUCGCAGCGAGCUUCAAAAAUCGAGAUAG
Messenger RNA from Caenorhabditis briggsae, 1305 nucleotides. RefSeq names its product Protein CBR-SET-14 (gene Cbr-set-14). The coding region runs from base 1 to 1305 and encodes 434 amino acids. Gene Ontology annotation, cellular component: nucleus. The record is from RefSeq and is a predicted model, not a curated record. The transcript has 5 exons. Gene Ontology annotation, molecular function: protein binding. NCBI's taxonomy places the organism in Eukaryota, Metazoa, Nematoda, Chromadorea, Rhabditida, Rhabditidae.